CCAUCCUCUAUUUCUUCCCCGCUCUCGCUGUUGUCCCGCUGCACGCAAUGGAAUCUGAGGAAAUCGAACUCCAGAAAAAAUUCAUUGAUGCCUUGACCAUCCAACUCAGAAAGACUUCAGAAAAGACAAUUGGCAUCAGUGAUCUGAAAAGCAACGGUAUCAAACCCGUCAUGUUAAAACAGGUUCACUUGAUACAAGAUGAUGAUAUCCGUAAGGUGGAGGAGGAGGAGAAGAAGAAGACAUUGUCAGAGUGGGGCAUUGACAUACAUGGGAAGAUCGAGAUACCUAGUUCAAAAACCCUACAAGAUAUUCUUGCGCUCAAAGUUAGACCCAAAGGCUGGGAGGACCGCAAAUGCAAGCUAGCUAUCUGGCAGCAAACCGAUUUACAGAACUCAGUCGGCCCCGUUUGUUCGCGUCUCACCCCCAUCGAUUACGAUUUAGCAUCCGCCGCACACACGAACUUACAAGACAUUCUCCCACCACGCCUGCUUGACCUCUUGUGGCACAUUUCUGUCGACGAGGAAUGGCUUAGUUGGCCUAAGGAAUCGCAGGUUUGCCGCAUACUGGAUCUUAUUGUCUCCGAUGAUGCUCUGUUCUCCAUCCCCGCGAGGAAAUCAUCCGCCAACAUCACCUGUAAAGUUGAUAUAGAGGGAACUUCGAGGCACUUUAGCCCUUUUCCCGACAUGCAAGUAUGCAUCAGACCUGGUAACCGUCAAUUGCUGGUGACCUGGGUAGAAGUCGAUUCUGCGGCUAAGGGCGCAGAUCGGUGCAAGAUGUUACUCUUUCUCAACGCCUUCGCCAAAUGCUUCAGUCUAGCCCCCAACCGCACCGAAACGAUACUUUUGAUCGGUGUCUACGUCAAUUACGACGUCAGUAUCCCAAAAUCCACCGAAAUCACCAUAUUUCAAAUACCACCGUCCCACGACAACAGUCCAGUCCAGACCUUUCGAUACGAGACGGUGAAGGAACCCGACGGAGCUGCCGACUUUUUGAAUGUUAUGUUCAGGUUAUUAUGUCGCAUUGGGAGCUGUUCUAGCAAACAACCAGGCCCAUUUAUCACUGUUCACAAUUAUAUCACUGCAGUCAAGGCCCUAAUCAAUGCCGCUGGUGAGGCGCUCACUCGGACUUCCAAACGCUCUAAUGGCGGAGGCAGUAACGGUGCAGGUGGAGCUGGAGGCAACGGAAGUAGUGGUGCAGGUGGAUCUGGAGGCAAUGGAUCUAGUGGUGCAGGCGGAACUGGCCGUCACCCACCUGGAGAUGGGGGUGGCCCUCCAGGACAUGGAGGCCAAACUGAUUCGGACGCAAGUCCAGUUUCAAAGUGCCGCCGGCUUGGCGAACCCGAUGUGGAUGGGUGUAACAUGGCUGCACAGCUGCCGGUAUGGGUCCCCCUCUCGCCCUCAUCAUUGGCCAGUGCGAAAUCAUCCGAUUUCGAGUUGAAAGAAGACAACGACGCAGACUUUUACCUCCACUCACGCUCCCUAGGAUCUUCCCUACAGGAUAUUGUAAACAGAUUAGCUCUUCCCAAGCUCAGAGGGGUAUUCCUUUCCCUUUCCUUAUUGUCACUUGCCUUAAUGCUUUGUUCGCAGAUCUUACGAAUUCUUCAAUCUGAAGAUGAUCGAAGGCCAUUUGCGAUGGCGAAGCUUGCUUCUGGAAAAGAGGUCAAGUACACCUCACAUCUACAAGCGAUUCCUGGGACCGUGAAGAUCUUCUCGCAUUAUACUGUGAUGCGUACGAAGGACACCAAUCUCUUGCUCACCUACUAUGCUGGUCCUUGUCUUCCGUGGUACUGCAGCACCUACCAGUACUUAUCCUCUCAAGUACCACCCCCCCUCCAGGUAGCCAAGGACCUCCUUGCGACAGUCCAGGCCAUACACGAUGCUGGCUUUGUGCACCUCGAUAUCAAACCUGCAAAUGUUUGUGUACCAGAUGGUGUUCUGAGCAGUCCUGGCGCUGUUCUUAUCGACUUUGGAUCCUCUCAACAAAUUUCUAGUUGUGUCUGCUACCCAUUUGGGACUGUCGGAUGGCUUGCCCCCGAAGUCGAAUGUGAACAAGAGGAUGUGGAUUUAUGCUCAGUCGAUGUCUGGGCUACUGGGAAGGUGCUACUCUACAUAUGCCAACGUCUUCCCCAGGAGGUCAAUGGCAUGCUUCUACUCAAAGAGGUUGGUGAGGCUUUGAGUGCACCAACGCCUGCAGAACGGAUCCCACUGGUUGCAGCCAGGGAUAGGUUACUAGUCCUUGAAGCUGGCCACAUUGCAUCAUUCUCUUGAUGUGUCAUAUUCUAUUGUCUUGCUUGGGUCUCUUGGGCUCUUUCGUGUUACUCUCAAAUUGGCGGAUAUCUGGAGUUUAGGGAAGGUCUUGUUGCUCAUGGCUAAAUGGUGUGCUUUUACUGAAAAGGAAAGUGAUCUGGUCCAAACCCUUGGUACAAAAAUGAUGUCAGUGGACCCAGAUGAUUGUCCCUCUUUAGCUGAUGUACUCUCCCAAGUCCAGCAGAUAGUUGAAUGCUUGUAAUAUUAUUAUUAUCAUUAUUAGGAUGCUGAUGAUGGGUUUUGGUACGAAA
This is a messenger RNA of Marasmius oreades (fairy-ring Marasmius), 2557 nucleotides long. RefSeq lists its product as uncharacterized. The transcript is spliced from 5 exons. The coding region runs from base 48 to 2267 and encodes 739 amino acids. The record is from RefSeq and is a predicted model, not a curated record. Gene Ontology annotation, molecular function: ATP binding; protein serine/threonine kinase activity. Gene Ontology annotation, cellular component: nucleus. Gene Ontology annotation, biological process: mitotic DNA damage checkpoint signaling; protein phosphorylation. NCBI's taxonomy places the organism in Eukaryota, Fungi, Basidiomycota, Agaricomycetes, Agaricales, Marasmiaceae.